Misgurnus anguillicaudatus (oriental weatherfish) is the source of this 970-nucleotide messenger RNA. It is a transcript of the gene ucn3l, whose product is annotated as urocortin 3, like. Gene Ontology annotation, cellular component: extracellular region. Gene Ontology annotation, biological process: cellular response to nutrient levels; digestion; hormone-mediated signaling pathway. The record is from RefSeq and is a predicted model, not a curated record. Gene Ontology annotation, molecular function: corticotropin-releasing hormone receptor 2 binding; hormone activity. Lineage: Eukaryota; Metazoa; Chordata; Actinopteri; Cypriniformes; Cobitidae.
AACCCUGAAAACUAAUGAAACGCAUACGCGUGCAGAAUAAUUCGUCAUGUCUGAGCUCUCCAUGGUGCUGAUUGUCCCGUGCAUGACGCUUAUGUUUGUUUUCAUCUCAGUAUGUCGGAUAAAUUGCAGGCUUCAUUGCCAUUAUAGCUCAUUACAUUCAUCAAAUAUUAAAAACAAAGUAGGCUAUCGGUUUUUAUAUGGUAACAGUGCAUGCGCGCAUUAAUCACCGCCUCGUUUUACUGGGAGGAUCCCAUUAAAUGACAGACAUAUGACGUUGUUGCUGGCGUACGACUGCAGCGUAAUUGGACUUAUACUAAAUAAAUCCACGUCCAAUGGGCAAACAGUCCACGCGGAUAUUAAAGCUGUGUAUAUGAGUAGCCAGGGAGAUAUCAAAGCUAUUAAAUCGGUCUUAUGAUUCAGUGCGACAGUAAGUUGAGUUGCUUGCCUUUUUAAUAACACUUUGGAUUCAAGAUCAAAGUUCUGGUGGUCCCAACAGUGCUUCACCUCUCAGCUCUCCUCAUCCAAACGGUGCAGGGCAAAACCAUGUGGCUCGCGCGGACCGUCUUCGCUCUGGCACUUCUUUGCGCACCCGUUUCCAGUCUCUGCAUACCAACGUACGACCCCGAGUCCAACUUUCUCUGCAGCGAGGGGCUCUCCCACAACGGUGGCCAGCCUACAAACUCCCUGCUGGACAUUUUAAACCUCCUAUAUAAGUCCUCCGAGGAGCCGCGCGAGAGGAGAACGGUGCCCGCGUCCAAAUACAGAUACCUGAGCCAGACGCAGCUGAGGAGUAAACUGUACCGCAACAGCGCGAAGAGCGAUCGACGCAGUCAGGUCACCCUGUCCCUCGAUGUCCCCACCAAUAUCAUGAACAUCCUCUUUGACAUCGCAAAAGCCAAAAACCUGCGCGCGAAGGCAGACGACAACGCGCGCCUCUUGGCGCAGAUCGGGAAGAGAAAAUGAACUGUUU